GCCUGCAUUGAUGAAAAUUUGGACAUGGUGAAGUUUCUGGUGGAGAACAGAGCCAAUGUAAACCAGCAAGACAAUGAGGGAUGGACACCCCUUCAUGCAGCAGCUUCCUGUGGCUAUCUCAACAUAGCAGAGUAUUUCAUUAACCAUGGAGCCAGUGUGAGUAUUGUAAAUAGUGAAGGUGAAGUCCCCUCUGACCUUGCAGAAGAGCCAGCCAUGAAGGAUCUUCUUUUGGAGCAAGUAAAGAAGCAAGGAGUUGAUCUAGAGCAGUCAAGAAAGGAAGAAGAGCAACAAAUGUUGCAGGAUGCCCGACAGUGGCUCAACAGUGGGAAAAUAGAAGAUGUGAAGCAGGCUCGAUCUGGGGCCACAGCCCUGCAUGUGGCUGCUGCUAAGGGCUACUCUGAAGUCCUCAGACUUUUAAUUCAGGCUGGCUAUGAACUCAAUGUUCAGGAUCAUGAUGGCUGGACUCCUCUCCAUGCUGCUGCACACUGGGGAGUAAAGGAAGCUUGCUCCAUCCUGGCAGAAGCACUCUGCGACAUGGAUAUCCGGAACAAGCUGGGCCAGACACCAUUUGAUGUGGCUGAUGAGGGUCUUGUGGAGCAUUUGGAAAUGCUCCAGAAGAAGCAGAAUGUGCUUCGAAGUGAAAAGGAAACACGGAAUAAACUCAUUGAGUCAGACCUGAACAGCAAGUUACAGGGUGGAUUCUUCAAAAACAAAGAGAAGAUGCUUUAUGAGGAAGAGAUACCGAAGUCCCAGGAAAUGGAGGAAGAAAACAAAGAAUCCAGCAGCUCCAGUUCAGAGGAAGAGGAAGGUGAAGAUGAAGCUUCUGAGUCAGAAACUGAGAAGGAGGCAGAUAAAACGCCAGAAGCCACUGUCAACCAUUCCAAAUCUGAAAGCAAAAGUAGUGUCAUGGAACAGAUACCAGCACCAACUCAGAAUAUAUUCUCUGCCUCUUCUGCCAGGAGAUACUCUUCCAGCCUUUUUAACAAGCCGGAAGAGACCAAAGAUGAAUCUCCUUCUUCAUGGAGAUUGGGACUCAGAAAAACUGGCAGCCACAACAUGCUGAGUGAAGUCGCCAAUUCUAGGGAAGCUCUGAGGGACCGAGGUUCUUCCAUCUACCGUUCCUCGUCAAGCCCUCGGAUCUCUGCCCUGCUGGACAGCAAAGAUAAGGAAAGAGAAAACAAAAGCUAUUUUAGUUCACUAGCACCCCGGAGGCUCAGCAGCACAAAUGGCAUUGAAGAAAAGGAGAACAGAGAAUCAGCUGUUAAUCUAGUGAGAAGUGGCUCCUACACCCGGCAACUGUGGAGGGAUGAAGCAAAGGGAAAUGAAACCCCACAGAAAAUUGCUCCUUCCACCUAUGUAUCAACCUACUUGAAAAGUGCUUCAUUUGGUAGAAGUAGUGACCCCACAAGUCCCUACAUUUCAGCCAAUCGCAAUUCAUCUCCUGCUACCUCACCCAUUACCAUUGGUUCAUCUACCUCUCGGGGCAGCCAGUGGCAACCUGCCUCUUCUUGCCCUGCACCCAUCAGUGCAAACACUACUGCAUCUGUACAACAUGGCAGGUAAGGCUUCUUUGAGCCAUUUGAGUUGCAUUCAUCAAAGUUAAUGCUUUUGGAAACACAUACAAAAUUUGAACUAAAGAGACUUUGUCACUGUAGAAGCAAGUUUGAUUUCCUGUGAAAAUAUCUGCAGUUUAAUUGUUUUGACUUUUACUAGCCAGUCGACAGCUGCUGUUGAAUAACAGGAUGUAUAUAUCCUUGUACUUGGGAUUCAGGAGUCAAUUUAGCACAACUGCUUUCAUCAUUUUGCAAAACCUUACCAGUUGUGAUUACAAUGUAAGGAUCAGUUCUGCUUUGAUAAAUUAAGUGUUAAAAUAUUCCUAUAUUUGACUUAUAUUAACUCUGUAAUAGUUAUGAGUAGGAAUCUUGUGUAUCUAGUCAUCUUGGAAGAUGGCAUACAGUCUCAAAAGAGAAGGAAAGCUGAUCAUAUUCCAAAAGCUCCUACAGCCUUCUGAGAACUCCAGCCAACAGGGACACUGUGGGAAGGAAGAGAUUUGUGUGUGUCUAAACUGGGUUCUGGGGAAAACAUCUUCUUGGUUUCUGGUUCAUCUGAAGGAUUGCAUGGGCUGAGUUAUUAUGAAACUGCAGCCGGGCUUUAGCUGCACUUUUAACUGUCGUUUUUAACUCUUUUCAUGUGGUUGAGACCUUUUUGCUUUUGGGGUAUGGCUUUUGUAGGUCUUUCUCUACAUUUGACACCAAAAAAGAAAAAUGUUAAUGAUGAGAAUAUUGUUGCAAAAACACCAGUUAUAGUGAUGUUUGUCAGUUUACUAGAUUCUUUUCCUAAACAAGUAGUGAUCAUUAAUUUGGCCAGGAAGGACAGGUUUAUGACGUAUUACUAUUAACAUGACUACAUAAUUA
Molecule: messenger RNA, 2414 nt
Organism: Castor canadensis (American beaver)
Lineage: Eukaryota; Metazoa; Chordata; Mammalia; Rodentia; Castoridae
Source: RefSeq, a predicted model, not a curated record